This is a messenger RNA of Lachancea sp. 'fantastica', 972 nucleotides long. The record is from the annotation of a GenBank genome assembly. NCBI's taxonomy places the organism in Eukaryota, Fungi, Ascomycota, Saccharomycetes, Saccharomycetales, Saccharomycetaceae.
AUGAGCUCGCUCGAAAGUGCAAUCACUGGGGCAGUAGCUUCUUGUUUCGCAGAUAUUGUUGUAUAUCCUUUAGAUGUAGCCAAGACUUUUGUCCAGACGCAGGUCAAACAGGACAAAGCGGCAGUUUCCGAUGACCGUGAUAAUGGUGACGAGUUUUACGAGCAUACAGGCGAUGCGUUAGUCAAGAUAUUCAAAACUAAAGGAUUUUCAGGUCUUUACCGGGGACUUCCAGCGUCCCUUUUGGCAGGUUUCUUGCAGAGCUUUUCCUAUUUUUUUUGGUACAGCGUUGUGCGAAAGACCUUUUUCAGAUACAAACUUCUUCGUGGUAAAAUUUCCAAGUUCAGCACACCAGAAGAGCUGGUUUUGGGCAUUUUGGCGGCCGCCGUUUCUCAACUAUUCACGAACCCUAUUAAUGUCAUCUCAAAGCGUCAGCAAACGAGUUCCGCAUCGGCCAGCACCGGUAUUCAAGAUAUCUUCAAACAAAUAGCCCAGGAUGACGCCCACUAUACGGGGUUUUGGAAAGGUCUAAAAGUCUCAUUGAUACUAACGGUUAACCCCUCUAUCACCUAUGCGUCUUACGAAAGACUAAAAGAUCUUUAUUUCACAACAAACAGCAGUAUUCAUCAAAAAGAGCUGCUCGAUUCGUCUGCACAACUGACGCCCCGCCAGAACUUCGUUUUGGGUGUCUUCUCCAAGAUGAUCUCCACGAUCAUCACGCAACCACUUAUCAUAUCCAAAGCAUGGUUGCAACGCGAUAAUUCCAGGUUCAGAUCAUUCCAAGAAGUUCUAGUGUAUCUUUAUACACAUGAGGGUGAACUGGCACUUUGGAAAGGGCUUUCUCCACAAUUAUUCAAGGGUGUCCUGGUGCAGGGUCUAAUGCUGAUGUUCAAAGGUGAAUUGACAAAAUUCGCAAGACGCCUUUCCCUGUUUCUGAGAGUUUUGCGGGACUCAAAGCGAGUAUCAGCCGUUUAA